UACUCGGAGGAUAAACUAGUAAUUUUCUACUCCCCAAAAGAACAUCCUGGAACGUCAACGACGGAUUCUUCUCUCCCCACUGAGUUCAGAACAAAACAUUCUGAAAGCCUUCGCUCCUCUCGUUCCACCCCCAAAAAAAAUCAAUGGCCGCCAUGUCUCCCAAACCUUCGUCGUCCUACACCAAAUACAACAUCCGUACCCGGAAGCCCGACCCGAAAUCCUGCGCUCUCCUCGUGAUCGACGUCCAGAACCACUUCGCCUCCAUGGCCGAUCCGAUCCUCCCCGCGCUCAACGCCACCAUCCGCCUCUGCCGGCGCGCCUCCAUCCCCGUCCUCUUCACCCGUCACUGCGACGCCGACCCGUCCGACUACCCCAUGCUCGCCGAGUGGUGGGGCCACGACACCCGCAUCCUCGACGGCACCGGCGAGGCGGAGCUGAUGCCGGGGCUCGACCGGGGGGACGGCGACCCGGUGGUGAGGAAGCACACCUACAGCGCGUUCCGGGGCACGGGACUGGAGGAGCGACUGGCGGGGAUGGGCGUGAGGGAGGUGAUCGUGGCCGGGGUCAUGACGAACCUUUGCUGCGAGACGACGGCGCGCGAGGCGUUCGUGAGGGGGUUCAGGGUGUUCUUCUCGACCGACGCGACGGCGACGUCGAGCGAGGAGCUGCACGAGGCGACGCUCAAGAACAUGGCCUAUGGGUUCGCUUACCUCGUGGACUGUGAAUCCCUCGAAAAGGGGCUACUUGGGUAAACUUAGCUUUUCCUUUCUUCUCUGUUGUUGUUGUUCUUCUUCUUCU
Rhodamnia argentea is the source of this 798-nucleotide messenger RNA. RefSeq names its product nicotinamidase 2-like. The transcript has a single exon. The record is from RefSeq and is a predicted model, not a curated record. Lineage: Eukaryota; Viridiplantae; Streptophyta; Magnoliopsida; Myrtales; Myrtaceae. The coding region runs from base 144 to 752 and encodes 202 amino acids.